Molecule: messenger RNA, 3962 nt
Organism: Vigna radiata var. radiata (mung bean)
Lineage: Eukaryota; Viridiplantae; Streptophyta; Magnoliopsida; Fabales; Fabaceae
Product: kinesin-like protein KIN-14I
Exons: 19
Coding region: 284-3481 (1065 amino acids)
Biological process (GO): microtubule-based movement
Molecular function (GO): ATP binding; microtubule binding; microtubule motor activity
Source: RefSeq, a predicted model, not a curated record
AGAAAGCGAGAGAAAGGAUUAGAAAUUUCAAACCCAUUUUCUUUCUCUUUGCUUUCUUCAAUUCCUUCACAUUCUUUUCUUUCAUUUUCAACCUUUUUCUCAGAUUUAUCCACCCAUUUUCUUUUCCUUUCAGAAUUCAGCUAAACCUUUUUUCACUCAUAGCUAAUUUUUUUUAAUUAUUCUCCUAAGAUCAAACUUUCUUUACGAGUCUUUACAUUUGAGUCCAAGUCUGGCCCCACCAUCGGCUUGGUGUUUUUUCUUAUGAAUUUCUUGAAGCCAGAAAAUGGCAACUGAACCAGCUUUAACAUUCUCUUUGGCUUCUGUGGUUGAAGAGGUUCUUCAACAGCAUGCUAGUCGUUUAGACGCAAACUCCACAUCCAGAAAAACCGAAGAAACCUCCUUGAGAAGGUAUGAAGCAGCUGGUUGGCUACGGAAAACAGUUGGAGUUGUUCGAGGGAAAGACUUGCCAGCUGAGCCUUCUGAAGGAGACUUCAGGAUUGGAUUGCGUAGUGGGAUUAUCCUAUGUAGUGUUCUUAACAAAAUUCAACCUGGAACAGUGAAGGUAGUUGAAAAACCUAGUGAUUCUGUUAUUAUUCCUGAUGGAGCAACAUCUGCAUAUCAGUACCAAGAAAAUAUAAAGAAUUUUCUUGUGGCUAUGGAGGAAAUGGGGCUUCCUACCUUCGAAGUUUCUGAUUUGGAACAGGGAGGAAACUCUGAGAGGGUAGUGGAUUGUGUUCUAGAGCUAAAGUCUUAUGCCGAACGAAAACUUGGAGGAAGUGCAUCUGGGAAAUAUAGUGGGGUUGCGAAUGCAAAGCCACCUAUCUCUGCGAAACGAAUUACGAGGAAAAACUCAGAACCAUUCAUGAAGACAAUGAGUCCUUUGCCAUCAGGGGAUAGAGAUGGUGGUUAUAUGAGUGAUCCCGGACAAGAUCGAAGCGAAAGGGCUUCUUUUUCCUUAAAUUCACUGGUUCGACAAUAUUUGUCCGACAAAAAUCCAGAAGAAAUUCUCACUGCAGUGGAAUCCUUGCUUAGCAAAGUCAUGGAGGAAUGUGAACAUCACAUGCAAAUUCGAUGUAAAAUGUAUAAAACAACUAGGGAAGAUAAAGCACCGUGUGAAACUGAAUGUUCAAUUUCAGAAGCUGCUUCUAUUAAUGAAACGAUGAAAGAAAAGGAAGAUGAACAUGCUGUACAGGAAGAGCAUGAUCUACAAGAUAAACAUGAUGUAAAAGAUGAACAUGAUGUACGAGAUGAACAUGAUGUAAAAGUUGAGCUUGACAUUCAAGAUGAACACAAGGAACAAAAUAAACGAGAGGACAGUUGUGAAAAGAUGUGCAAUGAACAUGAAAAAUCAAUCGACAAAAAAUCGAUUUCGAAGCAGCAAACUAUAGUUGCCCAACAAAAUAGAAGCAUCCAGGAAUUGAAAAACAUUGUCCAUCAAACAAAACUAGGAAUGCAAUUGAUGCAAAGUGAACACCAGAAGGAGAUCAUUAAUCUAAGCAAGCACCUAUACAGCCUAACCUGUGCUGCUUCGGGAUACCAUAAAGUUCUUGAAGAAAACCGCAAGUUAUAUAAUGUAGUGCAAGAUCUGAAAGGAAAUAUUAGGGUAUACUGUAGAGUCCGACCUUUCUUGGGUGGUCAACCAAGUCAUUAUAGCUCUGUCGGUAACGUGGAAGAUGGAAGCAUCUCAAUCAUAACACCUUCCAAAUACGGUAAAGAGGGAAAGAAGACAUUUAAUUUCAAUAGAGCAUUUGGUCCUUCUGCAACCCAAGGAGAAGUUUUUGCCGACACACAACCUCUUAUUCGUUCUGUUUUGGACGGUUAUAAUGUCUGCAUAUUUGCCUAUGGCCAGACGGGAUCAGGAAAAACAUUCACUAUGUCUGGGCCAGAUGAACUUAACGAUGAGACCAUAGGUGUCAACUAUCGUGCACUGGGAGACCUUUUCUAUCUCUCUGAUCAAAGAAAAGGUACAAUUUCUUAUGAAAUCUCUGUUCAGAUGCUUGAGAUUUACAACGAGCAAGUUAGGGACCUACUUAUGCCCGAUGGCGCUAAUAAAAGGUUAGACAUCCGCAAUAGUUCCCUUAAUGGCAUCAACGUUCCAGAUGCUAACAUUGUUCGGGUUUCAUGCACUUCUGAUGUCAUAAGUUUGAUGAACUUGGGACAUAAGAAUCGUGCUGUUGGUUCUACUGCCAUGAAUGAUCGUAGUAGUCGGUCUCACAGUUGUCUUACGGUUCAUGUUCAAGGAAAGAACUUGACAUCAGGAGGCACAAUUCGUGGUUGCAUGCAUCUGGUUGAUCUGGCAGGAAGUGAGAGGGCUGAUAAAACUGAGGCUACAGGGGAUAGACUCAAGGAGGCUCAACAUAUCAACAAGUCACUUUCUGCAUUGGGAGAUGUAAUUUCUGCCCUUGCCCAAAAGAGUCCACAUGUUCCCUACAGGAAUAGCAAACUUACUCAGCUACUUCAAGAUUCUCUUGGAGGGCAAGCAAAGACUCUCAUGUUUGUUCAUAUAAGUCCGGAACCCGAAGCUCUUGGAGAAACACUUAGCACACUCAAGUUCGCCGAACGAGUCUCCACUGUCGAACUCGGUGCAGCGCGAGUUAAUAAAGACAAUUCAGAUGUGAAAGAGCUUAAAGAACAGAUUGCUAGUUUGAAGGCAGCCUUAGCGAGAAAGGAAGGAGAAGCAGAACAGUUUAAUAAUGGCAAUGAAACACCUAAGCAUAAAUCAUAUGCAUCUUCUCCUCCUAUGCAUCGGCCUUCCAGUGGUGGAUCUCGUAGGCUAUCAAAAGAAGAUUCUAAUGGCCUGGAUGAUCAGAAAAAUGUUGCUUCAACGUUGAAAGGACAAAGCCUAGAUCCCCAUGACAUGGGUGCCAAUUCACCUCAAUGGACAACUGUUCCAAGUGAAAGAAAGGAGGAUGAUAAAGAAUCAAUUUCUGGAGAUUGGGGUGAUAAGAUUUCGAUGAACAGAAAUGACAGCAUAACUAGUGAUGAUAGUGUUGUGGGAGCGUGGGAAGUAGAAAGCAAACAAUCUUCUCCGAGGUUAAGUCUCAAUUUUCUCUCAGAGCCUUCUAAAAUAUCCCUAGACAACUCCUCUCAUAAAAAGGACAACCAAGAGAAUGAAGAUUUACGGAGACCCAGUUUUGAUAUGACUACCACAGAUGAAUCAGAUGAACACGAGAUUGCUACUGUAACUAGUGAUUCUUCUGAGUCAGACUUGCAUUGGCCACCACAAAUACCUAAACCAAUCACCAUUUCCAGUGGAUUAGGCAUUAAAGCAAAGAAAAAAGCAAAUCUCAGAACAAUAAAGAACCCAGACAGCAGGAGUAUGAUCCCAUCAUUCAUUCCUGCGCCCGUGCCUGUGCAUGUGCCUGUGCCUGUGCCUGUGCCUGUUCCCGUCUCAUCAAGGAAACAACAACCAGUUACUCAAGGAAGAAAGCUCCCAGGCUCUUCUGAUGUAAGGAGAAGAUUUGGGAACAGUGCCAAGUGAGAAUAUGUUGUUCUAAGCCUUUUCUCAUUCCUUGCUUCACUGCCUUUGAUGACAUUUUUAUGAGCUAAAUCAUCAUUAAAGAUAUACUUCACAUUCAUUUUCUUCUUCUUUAAAUAUUUAUGGCAUCAAAGUGAUCUUCUAAAGAUUUAAGAAACAUGAAUUGGUUUAUGUUAUUGUCAUCGACUCUGACAGAGAAAUCAUUUGAAUGUUGCAACUCUUUAGCACUGGACCAAAUUGAUGUAGGUGUAUGUCUAGACAAUUGAACUGAUAGUUUAGUAUUUUUUUUUAUCUCCUUUUUGUAUCUGUAAUUUUGUUCAGGAAUUGAGGAGAAGAGCUUCUUUCAUUUUGCAUUCUGGCCAAAACAUCAAAUCAAUUCCUUGAGUUCAUGUAUUUAUUUAGUAUUCAAUGAACUGUUCUCUACAUCAUUCAUUAACUUGUGUAUCCUUGGAUGGAAGUAUAUAAAACUAGACUUGUAUAGUGG